AAUAAGGUAUUGUCCAAUCAGGAUUUGUUUGUAAUCAAAAUUGAUUACAGGUAAAAGGUAUACAUGUAAAUGUAUCUCACUUUCUAGCCGUCCUUUGAAGUGUACACAUCAAAAUGGACGCCGAACUUCAAGAGCAGAUCAGAAUUCAAGUCUCGAAUAUUCUGACGGUAAACCAAAAUGACAUGAUGAACCAAAUGCGUUCGAUUAUAUCCAGUGAAAUGGGAAAGAUGUAUGUGCAACAACAACAGCUUGCAGAAACACAGGUUUCCAAGAUAGAAGCUACCUUGACGGAUGGACCCAAAUUCAAGAAACGAGGGAAUGAAGAGCAAUUUAAGCAAAACGUGAAAGUGCUCAGCAAAAUGAAAGAAGCAGACAGUAUAUUGGACGGUAACAAUCCAACGCCAGAUACCGUAUGCAAAGCCAAGGAGAAAAAAGUAAAAUCACAAAAAUACUGAACUCAGAGGAAAAUCAAUUUGGAAAGUCCAUAAUCACAUGGCAAAAUCAAAAAACAAAACGCAUCAAAAACGAAUGGACAAGAACUGUCAUAUUCCUGACUUGGUACAGAAGUUAGCGGAAGGUAUUUCUUUAAUGAACUAUAGACAAAAGUUAAUACGUAUUGCUGAUUCGUCCGAGCUGGGCUGGCGAGUUGUACAUGAAUAUGAAACCAACCCGCUUGCAGAUGAUUCGGAGGAUGAAAGGAAAUUGUACAAGGCUGAAAACAGAGCGGAAAGAAAGGUGAAAGCUGAUAAGACAAAGAAAGCUAGACGAGUGCAUCCCUACGUACAACCAGCAGAACAAGCAGUUACUAGUAUGACAAGAAAACCAGGCAGAUGUUUUAAUUGUGGUGUAAAAGGUCAUUGGAAACAGGAAUGUCAUGAGAAACAGCAAAGAAAAAAUGAUAAGAUAAGUAAAAUUAAUACUUUAUAUAGGAAUAAUAUAGAAGUACACGUAGAUAAUUUACGUACAAAGGUUGAUACAAUUAAAUCACCAGUUAAUAGUUUGAGAAAACACAUAAACAAAUGGAAAAGCAUUCAAGCAAGUGAUUACAUUUUAAAUGUUAUUGAAAAAGGGUAUAUGUUACCGUUAAAAACUUUACCUGAGAAUGUUUUAUUAGAUAAUAAUAGAUCAGCUAAAGAAAACAAAUCAUUUGUAACAGAUGAAAUCGAGAAAUUAUUAUCUAAAGGGUGUAUAUCAGAAGUAUUUGUAAAGCCUAAGGUUGUUAAUCCAUUAACGGUUGCAGGAAUAGGUUUGAGAGACAAAAUUAAGGAUGAUGUUAAAGAAGCCGGAGUAGACGAGGAAUCUGAACUUUUCAAGUAUGCAGAACAUAUGUCCAGUUAUAUUGUGAACAGUAGAAGUGAUAAUACAGCAAAAUCGUACUUUUAUGCAUUUAAACGUUGGGAAACAUUUAUUAAAAAACAUGGUUUUCAAGCUUUACCAGCACAGCCGGUUCAUAUAGCUUUAUAUAUAACUUACUUGCUUGACACUGGUGCUACAUGUAACACUAUUAAUGCUGCUAUAUAUAGUAUAAAAUGGGUGCAUGAAAUGAGUAACUUUGCAGAUCCAACUAAAAAUUCAUAUAUACAUUCAUUACAAGAAUCUGCCAAGAGAGUGGCUACUGUUAAGAAACACAAGAAGGAACCCGUUUCAUUAGAUAUGUUAUUGAAAUUGUGUAGCAUGUUUUCAGAUAGCCAAGAUUUACUUGUGGUUCGUGAUUUAACAAUGAUUUUACUGUCUUUUGCUGGGUUUUUGCGUUUCGAUGAGAUUAGCUCUCUUUUGUGUAAAAAUGUUGAAGUUAAAUCAGAUUAUUUAAUUUUGUAUAUAGAGAAGAGUAAGACUGACCAGUAUCGUAAUGGUAAUGAGGUUUUAAUUUCCAAGGGGGAUACCAUUGCUUGCCCAUAUAAGAUGUUUUUGAAAUAUGUAAAUCUUUCAGGUGUCAUUUUGGAAUCAAAUUUUUUCCUGUUUAGACCUAUUUUUCGUUCUAACAGUAUUUGUAAACUUAUAUAUAAAAACAAAAAGCUUAGUUAUACUACAGCCAGAGAAAGCAUUAUUUCUAGACUGAAACUAGUUUCAAAAGACCUGAAGCUUGGAUUGCAUUCAAUGCGGUCAGGUGGUGCUACUGCUGCAGCAAAUUCGGAUGUCAAUGAUAGGGUAUGGAAACGACACGGUCGUUGGAAAAGUGACAGUAGCAAGGAUGGUUACGUUGUGGAUUCAGUUGACAAAAGGCUGGCUGCAAGUGACCAAGCAUUUGGGGUUGUAAACAUUUUUUGUUUUUCAUUACUUCCGGUUCCCCCUAUAUUUGUAAGUUUUCUAGCGUACUUGACGGGCUAG
Messenger RNA from Mytilus trossulus (common blue mussel), 2328 nucleotides. RefSeq lists its product as uncharacterized. Gene Ontology annotation, molecular function: zinc ion binding; DNA binding. NCBI's taxonomy places the organism in Eukaryota, Metazoa, Mollusca, Bivalvia, Mytilida, Mytilidae. Gene Ontology annotation, biological process: DNA integration; DNA recombination. The record is from RefSeq and is a predicted model, not a curated record. The transcript is spliced from 2 exons. The coding region runs from base 493 to 2328 and encodes 611 amino acids.